Molecule: messenger RNA, 916 nt
Organism: Marmota monax (woodchuck)
Lineage: Eukaryota; Metazoa; Chordata; Mammalia; Rodentia; Sciuridae
Product: aurora kinase C
Exons: 3
Coding region: 372-887 (171 amino acids)
Biological process (GO): mitotic spindle organization; regulation of cytokinesis; protein phosphorylation
Cellular component (GO): spindle pole centrosome; spindle microtubule; chromosome passenger complex
Molecular function (GO): protein kinase activity; ATP binding
Source: RefSeq, a predicted model, not a curated record
GGAGAUUUCUAGAGGGCACCAGGACAGGACCCACAGCCAUGGCCAUGCCAACAGUGGUGGCUGGGCGGGUUGCUAUCAGGAUGAAUGACUGACUCCAGGUAGCCUCCUGGUUCUCCUAUUCCCUCUGUUGGGGCUCAAGUGUUUUGGGAGAUGGUGAUUGGCUCAGUGGAGGUUCUGUCUGGCUACUUGCUGUGGGAGGGCAAUAGGACCUGUCCAGUUCAACAUCCAUCCUUUCCCCUUCCCAAACUGGACCUCUGGUGCCACUAAAAGGUGGUAUUGGGGUGAGUUGCCAAGAGCAAGAUUCCUCUGCACUCCCAAGGUUCACGAGGAGCAUUCUGUCUGAUGGGAAGUGUGGAAGGCUUGCCUUUCAGAUGCCUUCACUUUGUUCACAGAUAAUGGAGGAGUUGGCAGACGCCCUGACAUACUGCCACAACAAUAAGGUGAUUCACAGGGACAUUAAGCCAGAAAAUCUGCUGCUGGGUCUGAUGGGUGAGGUGAAGAUUGCAGACUUUGGCUGGUCUGUGCACGCCCCCUCCCUCAGGAGACAGACUAUGUGUGGGACUCUGGACUACUUGCCCCCAGAAAUAGUGGAAGGCAGGACCUACGAUGAGAAGGUGGACCUGUGGUGCCUCGGGGUGCUCUGCUACGAGCUGCUGGUGAGACGGCCACCCUUUGAGAGCCCCUCUCAGAGCGAGACCCAGAGGCGCAUCCUCAAGGUGGAUGUGACGUUUCCCCCCUCCAUGCCCGAGGGGGCCCAGGACUUGGUCUCCAAGCUUCUGAGAUACCAGCCCUCAGAGCGGCUUCCCCUGGCUCAGGUCCUGGAGCACCCCUCGGUGAAGGCGCACUCCCGGAGGGUGUUGCCUCCCGGUGCUCAGAAGGCUUCCUGAGCCCAUCUACCUCUGUCCUUCCUGUGCAU